Molecule: messenger RNA, 10167 nt
Organism: Xyrichtys novacula (pearly razorfish)
Lineage: Eukaryota; Metazoa; Chordata; Actinopteri; Labriformes; Labridae
Source: the annotation of a GenBank genome assembly
AGUUCCUCAGUUCCUGCCCCUCCUCUGAAAUCAAACUCCAUGUGACUCUUUUUCAUACUUUUGUUCUGUCACGAUCUGGGUUUCUGAUUUUCGUCACGCCUCUGAGCGUUUUAAGACUUUAUAAAGCGGGACGUGAAGGGGAAUCUGGACUCUGCAGAGCAUGGAGUCGUCGGUGGACUACUCGAAGGAUCGGGUCUCCUUCACUCAGACUAACCCGCUGUUUGACAUGUCGCUCAGCAGGACUGAUCUCUACAGUUUCCAGCCCGAUGGUGAGUGAAGAGAGAAAGCCCAGAUCGUUGAGGAGUGUGAGGGGAAUCAGGAGAGACAGAUUUACUCAAGUACAGAUCCAGUCAGGAAGGAAACUACAGAUGAGAACGCUCAGAAACUCAUGAUGUUCAGUUUAUCUGAUGGUAUGAGAUUAAAUGAGAUUAUUUUUGUCAUAUUUUGAAUUCAUUUUAACAGAUUAGAGCAAUUAAUCUGAAUCAAGUUAAUAUAAUAUAAUAUCUCCUGGAGGAUUUGGACCUUUAGAUCCAUCACUGAUUCAGAUUAACUCUGAAUGGUCUGAAACUAUUCGUUUGGAUCCCUGAAGUUAAAGGACAACAUGAGAACUUUUCAGGAGUUUCAUUCUGGUUAAUGUUUCUGUUUUUAAAAUAAAAAGUCCUUCAAACCUGAAACUUUUGUUCCCAGCUCAGAGUUCAAACCAAAGAAAGGUCGUCUGUUUGUUUGGACUCACUCAGAAAAUCUCUGAACUUCACUUCUGCAGGUCUGAGGCUCUUUUUCUCAGACCUGUUCGUCUGCACCUGUCUGUCAGAGGUAGAAGCUCAGACUCACUUCUGUCUGCAGGUUAUUUUGGAAAUGUCUGCGGGUUAUUUUCAUUAUGUCAUGUGCACAGCUGUGUCAUAAUGUGCCAUCUAAGUAGCAGCAGGAAGACAGGCGAAACCACAAUGAGCCUAAAAAACGUUUCAUUUCGUAAUAAUCGCUGAUAAAUCUGAAGAUUUUAACCACUAUGAGGAAUCAUGGGACUGAAUGAUUCAGGCGGAUCACAACAUCAUCAGAAAUACAGUUAAAGCUGCGUUUAGACGACCUCACAUGUUUCAGAGAGAAAUGAACAAACAGUGAAGAAGAAGAAGAAGUGUAAUCAUCAGAAAGUCUGACCCAGUUUGAUCAUGAGUGGAACCAGUAAGAGUUCAGUCUGACAAACACAGAACAAGAACAAGAAUAACAAUCAAACCACAAAAUCAAACUGAAAAACCAACACGAGCGGAUUUCAGCUGAAACAUGGAGCAACGAGGAAACAGCAGGAAGCAACGGAGCAACCGACCAAACCAACCGGACCGGACCAACCGACCAAGCAAACAAGAAAACAAUCAGCUCAGCAAGAAACCACACAAAUAACCAGCCAAGCAACCAACCAAACAGGCAACUAACCAACCAAUCCAACAAUGCAGCUCAGCAAGCAGGCAAACAAGCAACCAAGAAAAUAAGUGCACAGCCCACGAACCAACCAACCAAAAAUCAACCAACACACCCACCAACCAACCAACACACCCACCAACCAACCAACCAACCAACCAACCAACCAACAAAAAUCUAACCGAGCAAACAAGCAAACAAGCAGCCAAGCAACUAACCAAACAAACAGGCAACUAACCAACCAAUCCAACAAUGCAGCUCAGCAAGCAGGCAAACAAACAAGCAACCAAGAAAAUAAGUGCACAGCCCACUAACCAACCAACCAAAAAUCAACCAACCAACCAACAAACUAACCGAGCAAACAAGCAACCAAGCAAACCAGCAGCUAAGCAAGCAAACUAACAAGCAACCAACCAACCAACCAACAAAAAUCUAACCGAGCAAACAAGUAAACCAGCAGCUAAGCAAGCAAACUAACAAGCAACCAAUCAAGCAAACAAGUGACCAAGCAAACAAGCAGCUAAGCAAGCAAACAAUCAAGAAACCCAGCAAUCAAGAAACCAAGCAACCAAACAAGCAACCAAGUAAGUAUCUAAGCAACCAGCAAACAACUAAACAAGCAGCAAAGCAAGCAAACAAGCGUAAAACCAAACAAGCAAAUGAGCAAACAACUUAGCAAUUAAGCAAGAAACCAGGCAGCAAACGAACAAGCAACCAAGCAGAUUUACUCACAGGUUAGCAGCUCUGUCGGUCUGUUGAAGUCCGGUCUGAGGAGUCCGGUCUGUUGAAGUCCGGUCUGAGGAGUCCGGUCCGUUGAAGUCCGGUCUAAGGAGUCCGGUCUGUUGAAGUCCACCAUGUGUAACAGACGCUCCAACAGAAAGCCACUCAGUCCGAAAACUCUCCACAGAAGGUCCAGCACCGAUCACCGUCUCCAUAGGAAAUCACGAACCCGGAACACGGACUGUUUUUAGGAUAAAAUCCGCCCGAGGAAAACCGGCGUGUUGGUCAGAGCUCCGACAUCAACGUUUCCGGGUGGGCGGGUUCAAAUUUCGCGCUAAAAUUGUGGAGCUGUGGUUGGAUGAUGGGGUGGUUGUGGGCGUGGAAAACGGAAGGUAUGGAAGGUGUUCCAGACCAAAAAAGGAGAAGAGGAAGAAGAAGGUGAAGGUGUGUGAACAGAAGCUGAAGGUUUCCUCACCUCUUUAAGACCUCUCUGUGGACUGUGUUAAAAUAAUGUGGAUAUAAAUAUUUAAAUACUUAAUUAUAAAAAUGAUUAAGUUUAUUUCCUCUGAACUCCAACUGUGAGUUCAGAUCAGUGUCUUUAGUUCUGCUCAUCACCUUUACUGUGCACUAACUGUAACUCUGUGAUUGAACACUGUGACCACAAGGGGGCAGUAAUGUGUAAUUUUAGUGCCGAUCCACCAGAGCAGUCUGCAGACAGAAACAUGAGGGUUCAGCAGGAUUUCAGGUUUAUUGAUUUAUUUCACGAGGAGGUCAGAAACUGUUCAGAGAGAGUUCAGCAGACAGACAUAAAAACAAAGAGCUGUAAGAAAAACAGAAGAAGCAGAAACUCUGAUCUUAUAGAAGGACAGUGUGGGAUCAGGAAAAACGCAGACUUGGUCAUUUUCCACCUACUUUAAGUCUCUCUGGCGUUGAUGGCGUUGACCCGAACAUCUGAAUUUGGUGUCCAACUCAGCCGAGCUGGGCUCUCAACUUCUCCAGGGUGGUCUCCAACUCGCCAAGGCGUUCCUCAAUCACAACCUGCCUGUGACUGAGUUCACAUGAAGCUUCAUUUCUAUCUUCCUGAAACGACUUUCUCUAAAGUUUGCCGAUCACUCUCUGAAAAGUUGUUUUUAUAUUUCAGAUCUGAGGCCGGCGAGGUCCAGGAGACCGUGGUGCUUCUAUUUCAUUGUUGUUUACCUCAUCCUGCAGACCGGCCUCAACGCGUUCCUCAUCUAUAAAGGUACCUCUGUCUGCUGAUGGGGUUAGAUAUUAUAAUAAAGAUUAAACAUUAAUCCACAUGAUCAUCUUGUUCCUUUUGUUCACAGUUUUUAAGUUGGAGUCCUCGCUGUCGAACCCUCGUCAGGAGAAGCAGACGUCCAAUCACAUCACUCCAGACGGUCAGGAAGAAACCAACUUUGAGACCCUCCUUCGUAACAACAGUCAGGAAACCAAGGAUCUGAGGGGCCGCCUGGGGGUCCUGCAGACUAAGGUCCUCCUCCUCCUCUUCUCUGUCUGUGUUUAGGGGCUCUGAGUCCACUCAGGGUCCAGGUCUAUAGUCCUCAGAGGGGGGUUCACCUGGGUCAGCUGUGAAGUUUGUGGAUUUAUUUUACCGCCUCUAGCUUUAGCAUCACUCUGCUGGUUGUCAUGCCAACAGGUGGACGGUCUGUGCGGGGAUGAGGGUCAGCUGACCCGUCUGUCGUCUGGCCUGAACCUGCUCAACAGCACCACCCGGAGGCUGGAGGGGAGUGUGAGCAGCAUCAGCCUCAGACCAGGUGAGGUCAACCUCUGAGGGCGGAGCAAGGAGGGGACGAAGCUGAUAGGCUGAAACAGAGUUCCACUCCCAUCAGGGCAGAGAAGGCGAAGGGUGGGAACAUCAAAUUAAUUAAUUAGGCAGGUUAUGAAUAUUUAAUGAGUCAAAACAUAAACAAACGGUCAUAAAUCGAACAUAAACUAAUGAUCAAUCAGAGAAAGAGACAAUAAAUUUAUACAUAAGAAGAAAAGAAACAUGAACAGAACAGAGAAUGACGUGUUUAAGACGUGAUCAGAUGAAAUUUUAAUGAUAUUUUAAAGGAUUUGGGGGAUAAUAUUGAUUUUAGAGAUCCAUCCAGAUCAUUCUAGAGUUUCAGUCCUCUACAGUGAUGUUAGACCGAUCAAGAAGUUCGACAGGAAGGGAACUGAAGAUGGUGGUUUUGUCUUGCUGAGUACGGGUGAAGGUCAGAUGAGAAGGUUAAAAAGUUUCUGAAGGAGUCAGGAGGGUUUUUGUUUCUUAUUGAUGAACUUAUAGACAAACAAACAAACGAGAGUGAAAGACGAUCAGUUUGUGGAUCAGUAAGAUGGAGGAUUUAGAAAAGAGAGGAGUCUGCUGGAUCAAGAAAUCAUUCUGAAGAAUCUUUUCUGUGUUAAUCAUUUCUUUCUGCCGUCUUCAUGUUGUGUAUGUUCGUUUAUUAACUUAAUAUUUUACGUGUUUUUCUUUGUGUGGUCACUCUCAGGACCUCCUGGUCCAACAGGGGCGCGUGGAAAUCCAGGUUCACCGGGAGAGAAGGGUCCUAAAGGUGAGUCAGACUAAAUCAUCCAUCAGCUGAUCGACCUUCAGACGAAAACAAAUCCACGUUUGACCCGAGCUUCAUCAAACUCCUGACCUCAGAGUAGGGCUGGGCGAUAGGGGAAAAAGUUUAUGAUUUAUUUUUUUCAUAUCAGCUGAUAUCGAUCAAUAUCAGGAUCUAAAACUGUAACAGUGUUUAUUGGUCUCAUGUCUUUUCCAACACAAUAAUCUCCUGCAUCUGUGAGGUCUUUGUGUCUCUUUGGCGUUUUGUCGUAAGGCGUUGCUCUAGAGAAAGCCGACUGAAUGGUCGUCUGUUUCGGCUCCUCGCUCCUCUCGGGGUUUGUAACCUUUGGCGUUGCGCGUGCUCUGCGGCGUGGCGCUGCUUCAGGUGGUGAAAAAGAUUUGCGGUAUUCCCCGACUUUGUGAGAACAUGUACUCGACAUAAUUUACAGUCCACAUUACUCUGCUUCAUGUCCGACCUCCAAAAACCAAAAUACCUCCACACCACCGACGUUUUCCUAACGCCAGUGUUGUGGUUGACGAUGUCAUCUUUUAAUUGGGUAUUCGUAUAAUCUACCGAAACAUGGCAGAAUGACGACCUUGAAAAGCAUAUUGACCAUGUUUUAUGUUGAUAUUGAGGGGAAUUAAUAUCGAUAUAUACCAUUAUUGUUCUAUCGCCCAGCCCUACCUCAGAGCGCGAGUUUUCUGAGCGUACAGGUUUACCUCGUUAGCAUAAAGGCGCUCACAGCUUUCAGCUGCAGGUCCGUCCGCUGAUGAUCCCGGCGUUGAUGACCUGUCGUCUCCUGUCAGACGGCGAUGAGAAUCAGCUGAUGGAUGAGCUGCAGCCAUUAUUUCAUAUCCUCUCAUAACUUAGUCAAGGCAGCGCUGACAUUUCCUGAGUGAGAUCUCCAUCAGAGCUCAGACCUCAGAGUCUGAGACCGAGGUCUACACCUGUCCCCCCUCACCUGGACCUGGAGAGUACGGCUCAUACUCACACCUGUUGUUGUCUGUUUCCAGGUGCCAGCGGUGUUGCUGGACCAAAGGGGGACAUGGGACUGAAAGGAGAGAAAGGAGUCGCAGGUGAGUUUAAUGUAGAGAAAAUCAGUGAAAAUCAAAGAGUCAGAGUGAACGUAGAGCUGGAGAGGGAGGGUCUAACUGACAGAGACCAGCAGACCAUCAACCCUUUAUCUUCAUUUAGAUACCCAUGAGGUACUAUCUAGGUAUCAGCUCCUCCUCCUGGGGUCCAUAAGAAGACAUUAAACAUCUAUACAGAUUAAAAUGAUAAAAGUCCAAACAGGAGAAUUAAACAGGACGUUAAAAUCAGAACUGAAACAAGAAUUAUGAUGACGUUACACCAGUACAGUAUGAUUCUUUAUCAUACUGUACUAUUUUUUAAUUUAUAGAUUUAACUGUCGUUUGUUUUUAGAAUUUGAUCCAAAGACAAAGCUCUUUAUUUUAAUUAAGAAAAAGCUUAUUACGCCCGACCCAGUUAACAGCUGCUUGUAGUUCCUUAUCUAAAGCUCUUGACAGAUCCUUCACUGAUCUUGUUGGUAGAUAAACGGUUGUAUCAUCUGCGUACACAAACACUCGAGCUCGAUUUAAAACCAGAGAAAGGUCAUCGGUGAAUAUAGAGAAGAGGAGUGGCCCCGGGCAGCUUCCUUGUGGUACACCACAUCACAACUGUUUCAUAUUUAAAAAGCUCCUAUUAUAAAAUACACAAUACUUUCUGUUACACAGAUCACUUUAAACAGAUAACUUCAGAUUCAGGCUUAAACUUGUCUGUGUUUCAGGUCCACCUGGACCCUCUGGACCCCCAGGACCUCCUGGACCCUCCGGUAAGCUUCCAUUGACCCUCUUUAGAGUCGGUUCAAUGACACCCUUAAUUUAAUUUUAAUUUAAUUUACCUUCAGCAUGUCUUCAGUGUCAGGUUAGUGAAUUAUCGCGUCUGUUUCAAAUUGAGGUCUUCAAACUAAAGAGGCUGAAAAUCAGACUCAGAGACACGAACACAGAGACCAGGAUCAGGAUCACGUCUGUUCUUUAUCAGCAUAUUUAAGAGUUUGUUUGAAUGAAGUCUGAUCAUCAGAAUCAUAAUGAUCUUCCUCAUCCUGAGACGUCAUGAUGACCUCGGUGAUGUUUCCUGCAGCAGAGCCUCUCUGGUUUCACAUCAUGUUUCAGGCUCACAGAAGAUCCUCCAGGCUGUGAUUGAAAUCCUUUGAAACAUUAAACUAAUCAGCAGAUUUCACACAGACCUCAGUUUCUCUUCCUCCUCUGACUCGGUAUGUUUGCGGCGAUAUUGCUGACAUGUGGAUAUCUCCGAUGAUGAGUGACAGACGGGCGUUUGCACAGUUUGCAUUUCUGCAGCUGAACCACAAAAAUAAUAAACCAGGAGAUCAGCGUUAGUUUGAUUUCAGAACAUUUAGAAACCGAGCUUCAGGCGACCAGACUCAGAUCUCAGAUCAGCUGAUUCAAUGACUGAACCUGUUCUGUGUCCUGGGAUUCCAGGGAGUCAAGGACCUGGUGCCAAGGGAGAAAAAGGAGAUCCUGGGAUCCAAGGUGAGGGUUUUGAUUUUGUUCAAGGGGUCCUGCAAAGAUGCAAAGACACAGUGAGGCCCCCUCCGUGCAAAUCUGAAAUGAUUGAUUGAUUGAUUGAUUGAUUAUAAAUCAUGUCUGUUUCAUGCACACUUUUAUGGAUUUCAGGACCUGGAGGAGAAAAAGGCGACACAGGAGACAUCGGUUCAGCCGGUAUUUAAGUUCAUUUACAUUUAUUUUUAUUUUUGUAACUCAGCAGCUGUUUAACCCUCAGACUGAGCUGAAGAGAGAAAACACUGGAGCUGAGGAUUUAAAGGGAUAAUCCACCGUAAAACUAAUUAAGGGUCAAACCCACCGUAACACCGAGUUAGACCCCCCCUCCAGAGAUGAAUGUUUCCGACCUCUUGCUUCUCUAGUUAUACCAACUUUAGUAACGACCGCAGGAUAGUAAUACAGAGAGCCACGCCCUCAACCAAAACGCCACUCUAUAGCCACAAAUAAUGCUCAGAACAGCACCUAACUUCAUCAACAGGACAUAUAGGGUCACAGACAUAGUACUAGACACCAAACAUCUUUUUAACUUUGACUCAUUUCUUUAGCAAAGAGACUAAACACAACUCACCUACUCUCUUCCAGCAGACGCUUGUUUGUAGAGAGACCUCAGGCCAGUCCAUUACAGACUACAGCGGGGUGCCGCAGCUCAAGGAAGAACAUUUAUGAUAAUUUCUUCAUGGAAAUACAAUCAGACCGAGACGCUUAGACAGAAGAACUACAGCGUCUGUAAAAUGAUUAAUAUGGUGAUUAUUACUUCAAGGAAAUGAUAAAGAAAUGAUCAUAAAUGUUCUUCCUUGAGCUGCGGCACCCCGCUGUAGUCCAUGGACUACAGCGGGGUCCAAAGAGUUCCACCGCACACAACGUGGGCAGAAUGUAAACACGUCGUUCUUUUAACCAGUUAAUAAGUUUACAUUCUGACCACGUUGUGUUUCUUUUUAGGAUGUUUAUCUGAUGGUCUGAGCAGCAAUAACAGGAUCAAUGUGUGGUAUUGAUCAGAAAGACAUCAGGUUUGAUCAGUUAUUAGUCAGACUUGAACUUGGACUGAGUAAUUAAACCAAACGAGCUCUUCACCCCGAUGCUGGAGGACGAACAGCUGCUGACAGACCCGGUCCAAUUAAAGACCAAAUAUGUGACUCUGACUCUCUGCUGUCCUCCUCCAGGACCUCCUGGACCUCCUGGAGCAAAGGGAGACCAAGGCAGCAAUGGUCAACAAGGACUUCCAGGUGAGCCGCAGACUUAAACCUGAGCUGGGAUGAAACCAGUGAAACCAGUGAAACCCUGAUUACUGGCUGUUGUGAAUCUGUUUUGUGUUUUUGUGUUAAAGUAGAUCAGUCUGAGAGCAAAGAUCGGACCUCUGCUUUAACGAUCUGACUCUCAUCUUCUCAUGUUGGGUUCUCCUCCUCAGGUCCAGUUGGACCUCCUGGUUUUAACGGGACUGAAGGUCAGUUUGAGUCUCAGAGUUAAACUGAGACUCACACAGAUAUGUUUUAGCUUUUAAAGACCAUGUGACCGUUUGACCUUGAAUGUCCUUCCUCCUCAGGACCACCAGGACCACCAGGACCUAAAGGGGCGAGAGGAGACGGAGAGUGUAAGUCUUCAGAGGACCGACCUGAGAACAGCUCAGACUUUUGAACGUCCUCAAACCCACAGAAAGACAGACGGACAGACGUUCGUCACUAUUUCGGGUUUUAAAGUUUGUCAUUGUUUCGGCUUUUAAAGUUCGUCAUUUUUUCGGGUUUUAAAGUUCGUCAUUGUUUCGGGUUUUAAAGUUCGUCACUGUUCCAGGUUUUAAAGUUCGUCAUUUUUUCAGUUUUUAAAGUUCGUCACUGUUUCGGGUUUUAUUCCUCCGGUCGGAUAGCUGACCACGUUAGCGAACACAGAGGGCGGAGCCGUGUUCGUCUGAGGUCACAUGGUUGAAGUGACGACAGACUCCUCUUUUGUGUCGGCACAGUGAACGUACGUCUUAUCCCGGGGAGGUACCGCGGACGAGUGGAGGUGAAGUACAACGGCGUUUGGGGCACCGUGUGCGACGAUUCCUUCGACGCCAUGGACGCCACUGUGAUCUGUAGAAUGCUGGGAUUCCAGAGGGCCUCGACCACCUACACAGACGGCGGAGGUAUGAAGACACUUUUUACACUCCUUUAACUGUUCCAGACACUCCAGUUCAGAUCUCUGGAGUUCAUCGCAGCCCUGCAGCCAAUCAGAGUCCGGUAUUAAGACCCUGAAUGAACCGUCUAACGCUCUCUGCAGGUUCUGGGAGGAUCUGGCUGGAUGACCUGCACUGCACAGGAACAGAAGCUGAUAUCUUCGACUGCCGACACGGCGGAAUAGGCGUGAACAACUGUCAACACGGCGAGGACGUGGGAGUGGCCUGUGCUUAAACUGACGCCACCUGAAGACCUGAAAACGCCGAGGUUUGAGCCGGUCUGAAGGUUUCUGAGAACGAAGGGAGAAAAUGACCAUCAGGGAGUGAAUGUAUACAUACAUAUAUAUAUACAUAUAUAUAUAUAAGUAUAAAUAUACAUAUAUACGUAUAUUUGUGUGAGUUUGACUCUCCUCAGCCUGGACGACUGCAGACAUACCGAACAUUUCCACAGAUUUAAGGUCUCGGUGUUUUAAAGACGACGUCAGGAUGUGAUGAAAAUUCAGCUCUUCCUCGAGGAGACGAUGAUUUUAGAAUAAUCAGGUUUUAAUCCAGUUUGUUUCUCAUGAUUUAAAGGUGUAAACGCACAUUUAAAGACACUCAUCCUUCUUUUUUAUGAUCUAGUUUUAUAUUUUUGAAGUUUUUUGUUUUCCGAUGAAUGUUUCUGUGACAUGAAAAGUCUGUUCAUGAGAUUUUAGUUUUUCGUGUUGGGAAUUGUGAAAAGUUUUGUUUUUAUACGUAAUAAAAUGAGUUUGUGUCUCUAUCA